Molecule: messenger RNA, 1089 nt
Organism: Podarcis lilfordi (Lilford's wall lizard)
Lineage: Eukaryota; Metazoa; Chordata; Lepidosauria; Squamata; Lacertidae
Source: the annotation of a GenBank genome assembly
AUGGCCGACAUUGUAGCAACGAGGGUUUUUACAGACAGCAAGAUCAAACCCCUUCUAAAUAGGUGCCCUGGCGGUGAGGACAUUAGGACAAGAGACUCUGCCUUACCUCAAAAUACUGUCAGGCCCAAUCGCGAUGACUCUGCAGCGUGCCAUCCGCGACCAAACUCGAUACCCUCUCAAACUGCUAUAUAUGAGGAUGAUAAUCUGCAGACUGCCCUCGACGAAAGGGAACUUAUUGAUUCAUUCAGAGCCCUUCCUCCGAAAGAACAGUCGGUGAUGAUGCAAAGAUUUGACACGCUUAAAUCUCAGCUUUUGCAAGUCCAACAUAGAGGGGAAGAUACUAACGAUGUCUCAAAUAAUCCCACUUGGGCCCACCGGACAGAAGUGGUUGACCUUCUUCAGCUCAGUCCCACUCUGAAUUCAAAAACCAUCCGACAAGACUCAAAUCUUCAAGUUGCUUCUGCAGCGUGCGCUACAUCACGAGACGACCAGGCUCUGCCAUCCUCACUGAACCUUCAUCUAUAUUCAUCAACCAACAUAUCUAAGGACGAAAUUCUGAUUUCCCUGCUUGACUCAAAUCCCUCUUUAACUCACUCAUCUAUGCCAGAGCUAGAAUCUUCUCCGGUUUCGUCCAGAUAUAGAAGUAGUCCACAAGUGAUGCCCCUGAGAGAGUCUUCCGCAAUUUCCACCUCCGUGAUGCCCCCUCAAUUACCUCCUUCAAAGGAAACUGCGAAUGUUACACCUCGGGACCCGCCGUCAGAAAUGAUUGAAGACCCGAUGGGACGCAUCAAUAAAAUAAUCCGAAUGUCGGAUGACAAAUCUGCGAGAGGGUUUACCCCGACGGACUCAAUUUCCCCCUACCUGGGUAUUUCUCUGUCAAGUUGUACCAAGAAUUUCGAAAUGAAGAGACUUCCUGUUCAGAGACCUACUUUCAGUGGAUCAUCCACGGUGUGCCAACAGUCGAACCAAAUUGUUAAAAACUUUAAUUUGCAGGGCGCCUCACAGUUACCAUCCUCCCAAAGUAAAAUAACUGACUUUUUUGUUACAUCUUCUGUCUCUAACAGAGAGUCUGCCCCCCCUCCAUUUUGA